This is a messenger RNA of Colletotrichum scovillei, 516 nucleotides long. RefSeq lists its product as uncharacterized. The coding region runs from base 1 to 516 and encodes 171 amino acids. Lineage: Eukaryota; Fungi; Ascomycota; Sordariomycetes; Glomerellales; Glomerellaceae. The record is from RefSeq and is a predicted model, not a curated record. The transcript is spliced from 2 exons.
AUGACCUCCCUCCCCUCACAACAUCCGUCGCUGGCCCUCCACCUAACAGACCGCGCCCUCAACCCGAUCCUGACCUCGGCGCACUCCCAAUCCCAACUCGAGGCACUCACCUCCCUAACAACGACCUCUCUGACCGCCCAUGCCGCCGCGAACCGCUUCUCUCUCGGCCCCGCCCAGCGCAUCAUUGUCGAGCACGGCCCGGGCAGCCCCGUCGUCCUAGCCUCCUUCCUCAACGGCGCCGAUGCCCUGCCGAACUCGGGCGGAGAAAGCUCCGUACCCUCAGCAUCAAAGCCCUCGUCGAGACCCGUGUCCUCGGGUCUCGCCGGCGCUGCUUCGAUAGCAGAGUCAUCUUCCAACGCGGCGCCGAUGCUGGUCGGCGUGGUGGUCGCGGCAACGGGUGAGGAGGCUAUGGAAGCGCGCCGCGCCGCGGGCAGACUUGAGAGGGUGGGCAGGGAGUUCCAACGAGAAUGGGUCGCCGAAGAAGGAACGGGCGACGCAGAUGGUCUCGGUCGCUGA